CCAAAAUCGCUACCGGUAUCACUUAUAAAUGGGACUACUUUGUCAACACAUGCGAUCCUCAUUAUCGACUACUGACGCUUUGGAAUCAAGAGAUCGGCACAUCAUUUUCGUCAAAGAGUUCGCUGAUUUGGUUUCCAUCUUUCAGAAGAUUCAGAGAUCCAUUGAAGACUUGCGAGUAUGUCCAUUCGACGUUGAAAAAGUUUAGAGAACAUUUGGAUAAAAUUCAAAAGAAGGUGGAUCGCUUGAAACUCGAGGGAUACUCCAACUUAAACCAAUGGGUAAGUAGACUUGACAAACAAGUCGAGCAAGUUCUUCUCACGCGACUGCAACAAGCCGUCAAAGCCUGGACGGAAGAAUUUCUUCGCUAUGGUGCCGAUUCGACUACUGGUGACUCCACUUCGCGCGAUCGAGGAAAAACCACAAAGGGCAAGCGUCGUAAU
This is a messenger RNA of Paraglomus brasilianum, 440 nucleotides long. NCBI's taxonomy places the organism in Eukaryota, Fungi, Glomeromycota, Glomeromycetes, Paraglomerales, Paraglomeraceae. The record is from the annotation of a GenBank genome assembly.